Messenger RNA from Sinocyclocheilus rhinocerous, 1670 nucleotides. Its product is annotated as DAZ-associated protein 2-like. Lineage: Eukaryota; Metazoa; Chordata; Actinopteri; Cypriniformes; Cyprinidae. The coding region runs from base 176 to 685 and encodes 169 amino acids. The transcript has 4 exons. The record is from RefSeq and is a predicted model, not a curated record.
ACGCGUGCGUGAUGUAGCUCCUCCCAACACAAAUAUACUCAAAGCUUAGCUCGACGAAAACAAGGAAGUAAGACGAGGAACUUUGAGUAAACCUUAUAUUUAUUGUCAUAUAAACGCAGAAUUCGGUCUGUUGAAAUUCUCGUCCCGUAGAAUAUAUUAUCUACAGUGAAGAACAAUGAACAACAAAGGUUCAUAUCCACAAUCUGUUUACCCUCAGCAGAGCACAGCACCCGUUUAUCCGCCUGCUAUGCAAAUCCCUCCUCAGGUGUCUGCAUAUCCAGAUGCCCCUCCUCCAUACUCUGAGGUUUAUCAGCCCAGGUAUAUGGCUCCUCCCCCAGCCCCUGGACAGAUGCCCCAAAUGACCUCAGCUUACCCUGGUACUCAGAUGUACAUGCCCAUGCAUGCUCAGACUGUGCCAAUGGGGGCCAUGGCCCCAAAUGUCCCAAUGGCAUAUUAUCCGAUGGGGCCCAUGUACCCCACUGGUUCCACCCUCAUGGUGGAAGGCGGAUUUGAUGCUGGAGCUCGCUUUGGGCCUGGCACCAGUGCUUCCAUUCCUCCUCCACCUCCUGGACACCUCCCUAGCGCGGCUCAGAUGGCAGCCAUGCAAGGUGCAAAUGUGGUGAUGUCACAACGUAAGGGCAACUUUUUCAUGGGCGGCUCCAGCGGCGGUUACACCAUCUGGUAACAGUGAGCACCCAACUGGGCCUGGACCGAAGCCCUCCUUCCUUCUCCCUGGUUCCCUUUACCUGUUCUCCCACCCCUGCCUCCUUUGGGGCUGCUUGGCUAAGCCACAAUACUGAUUUAAUCUAAUGGAAUGUAAUAUUUUAGAGCCCCUUACUCAAGGUACAAUACGCCGCUGUUGAUAUAAUUGUGUAAUAUCGCAAUUACAUAAUGUAUAACACAAUUAUUGCGUAUUCACAAUUAAAAAGCGCAUGAUAAUUGUAAGUUGGAACUUCUAGUGAUCAUAUGUCAUCUACCAUAUUUAUCGGUUGGCUAAUUUAGAGAGUAAACAACUUUGAAGGUGAAGACCAGGUCAUUUUUACCUUUACUGACUCUUACAACUUCAUUUUUACAGUACAUUUUCUAGUUUGUGGUCGUCUUCUUGAGCCAGAGAUCAUGCCAAGAGAGCUGCCGAGUCAGUUUGAUCAUCAAGUAGCUAUGCACUUGAAACGUUCUCUUUGAAUAGUAUGCUUAACUACGCCUUUCAUUCAUAUUAUUAAGGUCUUGUCAGAUAUGUAAAAUGCAGAUUUAAGCACUCUUAAUCAAAGAAAAAGAUGUGUUUACAACUUCAAACAGUGGCGGCGUAUCGUACCUUUGGGCAAGCUUAUAUAAAUAUUAUCAGGUGCCAAAACUGCACCAUUAUUUAAAAGCAAAGGAAUUUACAUAUGAAUGAACCUAAAUGCAGUAAAAGAGAGAGUGAACAAGAUUAGCUAAACUGGUUCAGAAAAGUAGGAUUUUGUUUUUUUUCUCAAUAUAUUCCCUCCAAUGUCGGAUACCCAGAGCUGUACAUUUAGCCGUUUCACUUAGCUUAGCGUGUGUUAUGUGUGUUCCAGCUAUAUGUGCUUCUAGACAAAAUUUUUAGCAUUUUCCACAAAGGUAAAGUUGUUUACAGAGGUCAGGGCUUAAUCAAGAGACAACUUAAUUUCAGUAUUUUAAACGAUUUGGCACAU